CCCACAAACUUUGGCAAAUUUCUUCACUCAAUUGAAGAUUUUCGCAUUCCUCAAUUCCUCACACCACACACAACGACACACGACCAUCCAUUGUUGCAGGCUUCUAUUCCCAACCUGUCAAGAUGGGUGCCCUCAAGUAUGUCGAAGAGCUUCAGAAGAAGAAGCAGUCCGAUGUUCUGCGAUUCCUCCUCCGAGUCCGCUGCUGGGAACUUCGUCAAUUGAACGUCAUCCACCGCGCCUCGCGUCCCUCGCGCCCCGACAAGGCCCGCCGCCUCGGAUACAAGGCCAAGCAGGGCUAUGUCAUCUACCGUGUGCGUGUCCGCCGCGGUGGUCGCAAGCGGCCCGUGCCUAAGGGUGCCACCUACGGCAAGCCCACCAACCAGGGUGUGAACCAGCUGAAGUACCAGCGAUCCCUCAAGGCUACCGCUGAGGAGCGUGUCGGCCGCCGCUGCGCCAACUUGCGAGUCCUAAACUCGUACUGGAUCAACCAGGACUCCACCUACAAGUACUACGAGGUUAUCCUCGUCGACCCCCAGCACAAGGCCAUCCGCCAGGACCCCCGCAUCAACUGGAUCGUCAACCCCGUGCACAAGCACCGCGAGGCCCGUGGUCUCACCGCUACCGGCAAGAAGUCGCGUGGUCUCAACAAGGGCCACCGCUACAACAAGACCAAGGCUGGUCGCAGAAAGACCUGGAAGAGACACAACACCCUCUCCCUAUGGCGUUACCGAUAAGCGCGUGCGCCUAACGGAGGCGGAGGUGGAAACUAGGGGACGUGCGACGACGGCUUGGUUGUGGAUGUCGUGGUUACGGCAGGGAACAACGUCUUUCUUCAGGGUCAAUAGGGCAUGCGUCGGGCUCAUGAGUUAUGCCUGGAGUUACUGCACGUAGUCUACAUAGGAACAAGAUUCUUCCUGGGACGAAAAAAUUAUUUGCUUUCGGCUGUUUA
This is a messenger RNA of Daldinia loculata, 949 nucleotides long. Its product is annotated as 60S ribosomal protein l15. The coding region runs from base 123 to 734 and encodes 203 amino acids. The transcript is spliced from 4 exons. Gene Ontology annotation, molecular function: RNA binding; structural constituent of ribosome. The record is from RefSeq and is a predicted model, not a curated record. Lineage: Eukaryota; Fungi; Ascomycota; Sordariomycetes; Xylariales; Hypoxylaceae. Gene Ontology annotation, biological process: cytoplasmic translation. Gene Ontology annotation, cellular component: ribosome; cytosolic large ribosomal subunit.